This is a messenger RNA of Aspergillus saccharolyticus JOP 1030-1, 1340 nucleotides long. Its product is annotated as putative JmjC domain protein. The coding region runs from base 324 to 1268 and encodes 314 amino acids. Lineage: Eukaryota; Fungi; Ascomycota; Eurotiomycetes; Eurotiales; Aspergillaceae. Gene Ontology annotation, molecular function: 2-oxoglutarate-dependent dioxygenase activity. The transcript has 2 exons. The record is from RefSeq and is a predicted model, not a curated record.
CUGAGGUGGUAAAAUCUCAGUCUGGGGAGACUCUGUUGCCAUCUUGAUUGAAAUCCGCUGUGCGAAGACUAUUAUGGGCGUGCGAGCAAGCUGCGACCUGGUGCGGAUAGGUUCCUUCUCCUCACAAGAUGGGGCGCGCGCGGGGUUUCCGUCUUCCCCAGACCGGCGGACGGUUGAACUGAGGCCCGGUCACGUAAGGCGGUAAGAUCAAGUCAAGGUCAUUCAGCGCGGAAAUUUGCCCGAGCUCCAAGCCCAGGUUGGUUUCAUGAUGCUCCGCACAUAGCCGCAACCUCCUGUAAGUUUCACUUAUCUCAACAGUCUAUAUGAAGGCCCAGCAAUGCUCGCGCUACAAUAACCUCCGGGUAUGGAGGUGCUUCAACCGUUAUGAUCAGAGACCCCAGUGCUUCCGCUUUUACUCCACAACCGCGUCGCAGUACCAGUAUCGCCCAUUAGCAUCUCUCGAACAUGUCGAGCUUGAUCACUUUCGCCAGGCAUACUUCAUCCCAGAACACCCUAUACUCCUUCCGCGCCGACACUUUCAGACUCUUCCUGCUCUCACGAAGUGGUUCAGCUCCUCCCCGUCCCGAUUGAACACGAUAUACCUCAGUCAACAUGGCGCCGACGCUAUGGUUCCAUUAGAAUUGACCCAGUUUUCUACAAAUACCGAUAUCGGAGCGAAUGAGCUUGACUUUCGGCAGUUCCACGCGCCUCUAAGCUUAUUCCUUGAAUGGAUGUCGACGGCAGAAUCGCUUGAAUCACAAAAGACGCGCCUGUACCUAGCACAAUGCCAGCUGCUUGACCUGCCGCAGACUCUCCGCGAUGAUCUCCCCGCCCCGGAUCUGGUCAAGCAGGUAGGGAAAGGGGAUAUUUACGAUACAAAUGUCUGGAUCGGGUAUCCGCCCACCUACACGCCACUGCACCGCGAUCCGAACCCGAAUCUGUUCGUUCAGCUAGCCGGACGGAAGAUGGUGCGGUUGUUACCACCCUCUGAAGGGCAAAAGGUAUUUGGGGCGGUUCGACGCCAGAUGGGAAAAAGUGCCGGCCGUGAGGCUGCUGCAAUGCGGGGGGAUGAAAUGAUGCAGGGUGAGGAGAGGUUUCUGCUUGAAAAGGCCGUCUGGCAUGAGGCAACUGUUGGAUCUACUGGACCCCUUGGAUUUGAAGCGUCCCUAGAAGCUGGAGACGGCAUGUUCAUUCCUCGAGGAUGGUGGCAUAGUAUCAAGGGACUAGAAGAAUGUGUAACUGCUUCGGUUAACUGGUGGUUCCGUUAAUAACACAGCUAUAGUUCGUAGGUUCAAAGUAAGACCGAAUUAUGAUCACGCUGGCUCAUCUGUAUACUCAGC